AUGGAUUAUUUACGUUGGCCUUAUCCAGAAGAAAGUCAAUCUGGUUUCUGGGGAGAAACAACAGCAAUCAUAGAUUGGUGUGAAGAAAAUUAUGUGGUCUCCAAUUACAUUGCUGAAUGGUCAAACACAUUAACAAAUUUAGGAUUUGUCAUGGCUGCUUCCUAUUCUAUAUAUUGCGCAUAUAGAAACAAACUAGAGAAAAGAUUUAUCCUUAUUGGGUUGGGGUUUGCACUUGUUGGAGUAGGGUCGUGGCUUUUCCAUAUGACUUUGAAAUUCCAUUUCCAACUGUUGGAUGAAUUGCCAAUGGUUUACGCAACUUCUAUCCCCUCUUGGAGUCUUUUCUCUGAAAUAUAUCAUUUGAAGAAAAAUGAAAAUAACACAAGUGAUGGUAAUUCUGUUGCAGUUAAUGUCAAUAACAGUGAAAAUAAAAAGAUACCUUUAAAAGAACAGCUAAUAUUUGGAGGACUGAUAACGGCUUUUGUUAGCUUCUUAACUUGGGUAUAUUUAGUAAAACAAGAUCCAAUCAUAUUCCAAGUUCUUUAUGGAUUUUUGAAUGUACUAGUUGUAAGUACAUCUGGAUAUAUUGCUUAUAAGAAUAUGCAAACACCAACUACAAAAAGGAACCUUUUCGCAACUAUGGGGCUAGGUAUUUCUCUGUUUUUAGCUGGUUUUAUAUUUUGGCAACUUGAUGUACAUUUCUGCUCCUUCUGGAUUGGUAUUAGAAGGAAAUAUUUGCUACUACCAUUAGGAGUAUUAUUAGAAUUGCAUGGAUGGUGGCAUUUAUUGACCGGUGCUGGUGUGUAUGCCUAUGUUGUUUUCCUUCAAUAUUUGAGAGUAUUGUCAUUAGGUGAAUUGAAUGAUUUCGAUUUUAUUUGGAGGUGGAAAUUUUGUCCAGAAUUAGUAAGAAAAGAUGCAAGUAUUGGCACCAAAUACUCUUAUCAAUUUUUGGGACCGUACGUGGAUAAACCAUUCGAUUCUCUCCCAACACAUUGA
Naumovozyma dairenensis CBS 421 is the source of this 993-nucleotide messenger RNA. RefSeq names its product ceramidase. NCBI's taxonomy places the organism in Eukaryota, Fungi, Ascomycota, Saccharomycetes, Saccharomycetales, Saccharomycetaceae. Gene Ontology annotation, cellular component: endoplasmic reticulum membrane. Bases 1 to 993 code for a protein of 330 amino acids. The record is from RefSeq and is a predicted model, not a curated record. The transcript has a single exon. Gene Ontology annotation, biological process: ceramide catabolic process; ceramide biosynthetic process.